Molecule: messenger RNA, 777 nt
Organism: Suillus subaureus
Lineage: Eukaryota; Fungi; Basidiomycota; Agaricomycetes; Boletales; Suillaceae
Exons: 4
Coding region: 1-777 (258 amino acids)
Source: RefSeq, a predicted model, not a curated record
AUGGCAAGAUCAGGUCACUCCACUCAGUUGACUUCUGGAAGACAUAGGGCAUGUCAACCACAGACACAGAAGCUCACAGAAAACAAAAUUUCGGAGUUGAAGAACUACCUUCCUGAGUGGACUUCAGCAAAACGGAAAGAGAAGCGAGCAGUUUUCACUGCCAUAGCUAGGGCUGCCAGGUUAUUUGCUCCUAAGGUUGACCAAGCACAAUGGAAGAAGAGGAAGCAGAUAUACAAGACAUGGUUGUUCAACAACAGGAAAAAGAAGGAAAGGAAGGACAUGAUAAAGUAUGGGAGGAAAUGGACACCUAGGAUGGUGAUCUACCAGUGGAACCAGGAAGAGGUGCUAAAGAGGAUUGAGGACGAGUCUGGGGCAAAGCCAGGAGGUCCCUGUAUGUUCAAGCAUUAUCAGGCAGCUGUGAAGAGAGUCAUGGCUGAAUUGUCCGACGACAAGUUGGAGAAGGCAAAGGAAACAGCCAAAGAAUGGUCCAACAACUUUCCUCCUCCUGAGAUACAGGCACAAGUCGCUCAUAAGAAGGGACCUGUGUAUAUGGAGCACUUUUCGAAGGAGAUGUGGAGGCAAUGCAGGAUGAGAGUGUUUGUGAUGUCGGCUUGGAAGAAUGAACAGGGAGAGGUGCUGUUCAGGAUGCACAAUGAUAAUGAGGCAUUAGGAGAUGGGGACAGCUUCAUGAAGACAAAGGACUGGGAGGACAUCAAGCCGGUUUGGCAGGAGUAUGUGCAGGAACAGUUUGGUGUUGGGGCAUGGGAUGGAGGAUGA